UUGCUGCGGGUUAUCAAACAACAACUGAUAGUUUAUAAUUGCGCUUUAUGAUUUAAAUCAGAGCGUAAACUUCUAAUUACAGUUAUAUCUUAAGUCAAAUUAAUCAAUUAUUUAAAAUGAGUGAAUUUGUUUGUAUUGACGAUUACGAAAAAUCGGCAGUUAAUAUUUUGGCCCAGUCAGUGAAAGAUUAUUACACAAGUGGUGCAGGAGAUGAAUUUACUUUGAAGUGGAAUAGAGAUGCGUUUAAAAAGUACAGAAUAAGACCACGAGUACUGAGAGAUGUUUCAAAUUGUGAUAUAAGUACGUGGAUCCUCGGUGAUAAAAUUUCCAUGCCUCUAGGAAUAGCGCCGACUGCAAUGCAACGGAUGGCUCACCCAGACGGCGAGUGUGCGAAUGCUAAAGCUGCUGAACAUAUGAAAACAAUUUUUAUACAGUCAACAAUAUCAACUAGCAGUAUUGAAGAAAUAAAAAAAGCUGCACCAAACGCAAUUAAAUGGUUUCAAUUGUACAUAUACUGCGACCGCCAAGUAACGAUAAAUCUGAUAAGACGUGCUGAGAAAGCCGGUUACAAGGCUAUUGUUCUUACUGUUGAUACUCCGUUCUUUGGUAUCAGACGUCGUGACGUAAAAAAUAAAUUUACCUUACCAAAACAUUUGAAACUAGCUAAUUUCGAUGGUCAUUUGUCAGAUAAAAUAAAUUCCACUGACUCAGGGUCUGGUUUAAACGAAUACGUCGUCAAUUUAUUCGACGAUUCAUUGAAUUGGAAUGACGUUGACUGGCUCAAAAGUGUCACCAACUUGCCGAUUAUUUUAAAAGGAAUCUUGAGAGCCGAUGACGCAGUACUGGCUCUGGAAAAAGGAGUCCAAGGGAUCAUCGUUUCAAAUCAUGGUGCCAGGCAACUUGACGAAGUCGCCGCAUCGAUCGAAGCGUUGCCUGAAAUUGUCAAAGCCGUUGGUGACAAAAUUGAUGUUUAUUUGGAUGGUGGGAUCAGACAAGGAACUGAUGUCUUUAAAGCUUUAGCUUUAGGUGCUAAAAUGGUGUUUUUCGGAAGACCAAUGCUCUGGGGACUAACACACGGUGGCGAAAAAGGAGCAAUAGAAGUUCUGAAACUAAUAAAAGAAGAUAUAAAACAGACUCUAGCACUAGCCGGCUGUCGAUCUGUCAAUGAAGUAACCAGAGAUAUGAUAAUCCAUGAGUCACAUUACAGUCGCUUAUAAAUGUAAAUAUAAAUAAAAAUCAAAUGCUCAAUUAAAUCUUAAUUAACAUCAUAUAUAAUAAUAGUACAGUAGGUAAGGAAAAGUAAACAGUUUCAUAUCUUUACAACACAUGGUUGGCUUUUAUUUUCAAUAUAUAUUUUUUUUAUUUAUUUAUAUAUAUAUAUAUAUAUAUUUAUAUAUACGCGUGUCUUGUAUAUGUGAAUGUGUGUAUUGCUCGCAAUGUGUGCAAGGCCGAGCAACAUGAGUAUUUACAUAUACACUGGUCUACAUAAAUACACAAUUUCUGUACGUACACACAUUUUCUAAAAGAAAAUGUACCGUUUUUUUUUUUUAUAUACUUUAUUUUAAAAGUCUGGUAAAGGGAGAGCAUACUGAUCAACGUUCAUACAACAAAGAGCUAUUUGUUAAUGCUCAAUAAAAGACAUUAAUUUGUUAUUAUAAUUAUCAUUAUUAUUAUUAUUUUUUUCUUCUUCUUCUUCUUCAUAUUCGUAUAGAAUUCAAUAAACUUUUCUAAAGACAUAUUGACUGAUCAUACAAAGGCUGGAAUUAGCCAUUGGAAAAUUUUUUUUGUCAUCACUUAAUUUUUUAAAAUAUAAAUUUUUAUUUUUACCAUCAAUGGAUUUUAGACGCCUUGAAUCACAACAUCAUCACUUGCUUAUUAUUAUUAUUAUUAUUUUAAUAAAUAGCCGAUCGUUAGCUCAUGCUGAUUUAUUUAAUUGAUUAGUUCAUUAGUUGAUUAAUUAGUUAUUUAUUAUCAUCAUUGUAUUUAUAUUUUGUUAAUUGUAAGAUAGACUAGACAGACAUUUCUAUCAAAUCAGUGCAUUCGAGUCCAGAUAUUAAUUUUGAAUAAUUAGUUUUUUUUACUUUGUUAAUAAGAAGAACGUAUAGUUAUUUAUAGAAGUGUAAAAUUUAUUGGUCCAGAGAUAUUUAUUUAGUAUAUUUUUUUACUCACGUGUUCGUGAUUAAACUGACCUUUUUUCUAGUUUAUGGCUUCAAGUUUUAUAAUAAAUUAUAUAAUAAUAAAUAUGACAAAGAGCGGGUGGUAAAAAUUGAUCGUUUUUUUUUAAUAGCAGUUACUGUUUUUUUUUUUUUUUUUUUUUAACGAUCAAUUUAUUUAAAAAUACACAGAAAAAAAAUUUCUUGAUGCAAGAAAUUUUUUGCAGUAUGAAUUAAAAAGGAAAAUUUUCUUGGAGCGAAAAAAAAAUUGAUUUUAUUUCUUAGAAAAUUUUUUUUGGCGCCAAGAAAUUUUUUUUCUGUGUAAAAAAAAAAAUGAAUAUUUUCACCCGAGGAAGACUCGAUUAAGCGAUAAUUUUAUAUAGAUUCUGUCAAUCUACUUUUUAAUAUCUAUAUAUUUUAUAUAUUUAUUUAACUGUUCUCGUGAUGUAAAGCUCAGGUAGACCAGAUUUACUAAAAGCUUUUUAAAUACUAAUAUAUGUUUUUUGUAAACAAUCACAAUCACGAGCACGAUCACGAUCACGACAAUAAAACAAUCAAGUUAAAUAAUAUAUGACGACACGUCUAGCUUGUAAUAAUAUUUACCAGACAAACAUACAGUAAAGUGUAUGUUCAAUCCCUGCUAUCAGUCUGAAUCUAAUUGACAAUGUACGAAAAAUCUUAACUGAUAUAUAUUUAUAUGUUUAUUUAUUAUCAGUGAAGAUUAUUUUAAAGCAGUUGCUGGUGCUUUCGCGGGAUUAACUGCCGAAUAUUUUUUUUUUAUUACAUAACAAGUAACUGAUGCGCGGUCAUAAUAUCCUUACAUUGUAAUCUUCGACAAAAAUCCUAGGAAAACAUUCGAAACCAAAAAGUAUAUGUUCUAUCAGGAUUUUUUUGGAUUUCCUAAAAAAAUCUGUAAUAAUUUUUUACGAUUUAUUAGAAUUUCUCCCAAUUUAUCAGAUUUUUUUGCAUCGGAUAUUUUGACCGUCUAACCCAAGUGGUUCACAAUCAUAAUAUUCUUCCAUUAUAAUCCUAGAAAAAAAAAAUCCAUCACAAAUAUUUAAAUUUUAUCAGGAUUUUUUGGAUUUCCUAAAAAAAUCUGUGAUAAUUUCUUACGAUUUAUCAGAAUUUCUCCCAAUUUAUCAGAUUUUUUUGUUUGAAAAAUUUUUAGGGAUCAUAUUUCUAUAAUUUUUUUGUAUCGGAUAUUAUGAACGUCUUACCCAAGUGGUUCACAAUCAUAACAUCCUUCCAUUAUAAUCCUAGAGAACAAAAUCCGUCACAAUUAUUUAGAUUUUAUCAGGAUUUUUUUGGAUUUCCUAAAAAAAUCUGUGAGAAUUUUUGACAAAUCAGAAUUUCCCCCAAUUUAUCAGAUUUUUUUGUUUGGAAAAUUUCUAGGGAUCAAAUUGAUAGAAUUUUUUUGUAUCAGAUAUUUUGACCGUCUUACCCAAGUGGUCUUCCAUUAUAACCCUCGACAAAAAAAUCCGUCACAAAUAUUUAGAUUUUAUCAGGAUUUUUUUGGAUUUUCUUGUAUGCAUCAAAUUGACAGGAUUUUAUUGUCUAGUAUUUUACAGUAUUGGAUAUUAUGACCGGCCAAGUAACUACAAAAUUACAAUCGUUACUGUUACUUAUACGUUUCUACAUCAUAAUUAUAAUUACCAUUAUUUAUAUUUAAAUUAAUUAGUUAAUUUGUUUAUAAAUCCCACCGUAAUCAACGAGCAGACGGUCUAGUUAUCAGAAGGACUUUCUUCCUGAGUCACAAGUCUUGAUUUAGUAUUUAACCAAUUGAUCGAACAUUAUUCCACGCAAUCAUUAUUAUUAUUAUUACGCUAAUUAGAACACCUGAUUAAUUAUUUUUAAUGCGUCAUUUAAGUAACAAUCUACGUCUACUAGUGUAGAGGCAGUAGCACAUUUUUGUGUUGUCAUUACAAUGCUUAUAGGCUUGCAAAUUUUAAUUAUCAUUAUUAUAAUUAUUUAUAAUUGAUUUCAAAUAAUUUUUGAUCUAUCAAAUGUUUAAUUGUAGUAUAAUUAAUAAUAUAGGUACAUUAGCGUAAAAGCUUUCUCUCAAAAUUUAGAAUUUCAUCGACCAAAUCAUCAAAUUGUUUUUUUAAAAAAACCAGAGCAAUUUUUAUUUAUUUGUUGUUAUUUUUUUUUUAAUUAGUAUCACAAGAGCCUACAUACUAAUUUUUUUUUUGUUAAUUAUUUUAUUAUAUUUUUAAGUCUAGACAACCGUAACUUGCAACUCUGUGUUAAUUAAUUAAUAUAUUCAUCAAAACCUAUACUAAUUAAGCUGACAGCUACGAAAAAACUUGAUAGUAUAUUUGUUUAUAUAUUAUAUUUAUUAGUAUUUGUCUUGUUUGAUAUUUAAUUCGAUAAAUCCCAAUAAAAAUUCAGUAUCUAGAUACACCGGACCGCGAUAUGUCUUCAAAUUACCGAAAAUAAAUCAAUUAAAAGAAAAAAUUAAUUGUUUGUAUUGAGAAAAAAUUCAAAUUUAUGUCGAAGAUCUCGUACUCUGUAAAUAAAAAUAAAAACAAAUAAAUAAAAUGAAGCAUUUGAUAUUUUUUUAUAAAAAUUCCUUUUAAUAUACGGAAUUAAUUAACGCUGAUAUGCAUAAAAUCUAGAUUAUUAAUUUAAACAAUUAAACUAUAAUUACAAUUGUAUCUAGAUACUAGUACAUUAAUUUUCCAGUUUAUUCAUUUAGUUUUUUUUUUUCAAAUUCAUCAAUAAAAAUCUUCCAUACAAGUCUUUUUUAGCCGAACAAGUGACAGUUUUUUUUUAACAAUAAUUAUAAUUAUAGUAAUUAUUAUCAUUAUUAUUAUUAUAUUAAUAUAUAAUUGAUAUAUCAAUGAAGCAAGUGUAAGUUAUGACAAUGACUGAUAUAAAGUGUCUCCAAAUUUUGGAGUAAAUCUGCAUGAGAUGAAAAUUCAAAUUUUUAAAUUUAAAAAAUGGUAAAUAAUAAAUUUUUUAUUUUAAAUUAUAAUUCAAAUGAAUAUGAAAUGAUUAUUUUAAUACCUCAUUCAAAAUAUAUAUAUAUAUAUAUAUAUAUAUAAAAAAAAAAAUUUCUUGGUACAAAAAAUUUUUGAAGGCAAAAUCAAAUUUUUCGCGCCAAGAAAUUCUUUUUUUUUGUAUAUAUAUAUUUUUUUUUUUUAAAUACUGAGGCAUGUAAAUAAAUAUAUAUAUGUUUAUAUAUAUUUUCGUUGUGUGAUUGAUGUAUUCAAUGCGCCGUCGAAAUACAUUUAGCUUUUGAUGAUCGUUUAAUUUUUUAAUCAUUAAAUAAUACAUUAAAUUAAUCAAUUAAUUGCUUAAUUGAUAUCAAUCGUUUAUAAUUUUUUUUAACAAUUAAUUUGAAUGAUGACAAGUAUUUGUUGACAAUUAUUCUCUUUGAUUAAUCAGUACGAUUCAUACAGGAAAUAUCUACGGCUAGUUCAGAUCCUAAUGUCCAGACGAACUUUUGUUCAUCUCGACUACGCUUAAUAAGUAUAUUAAUAAUUCAUAUUGUUUAUAUUUAUAUUUAUAUCAAUAUUAAUAUUCGCAACGUAUCAUACGUCACUUAAUUAAUAAAUCUGAAAAUUGUUUUUACCAUCACUGUAUCAUUUUUAAUUUUAAUUUAUAUUUAUAUUUAUAUGUAUAUGUAUAUUUACAUUAACUAUCUACAGUAUCUACACAACAAACGUAUAAUUUAGCGUAUCAGUGGCAUCUUAAUUCAAUUAUUGAGGUACAAGCAUCGUUAAAUGCCACCUAGAUCUCAGCUAAUUAAGCCCGAAUUCGGACCGCUUACACGUUAUAAUUUAUAUGUAUAUAAAUAUAUAUAUUUUUAAUUAUUAUCAUUAUAUCAUUUACAUUAACACUCAUCGCAAUAAUCUCAUUGGCCUAUUUUACAAUUCAAAAAUUAAAACCGGUUUUUUUUUAUUUA
Microplitis mediator is the source of this 6060-nucleotide messenger RNA. It is a transcript of the gene Hao, whose product is annotated as 2-Hydroxyacid oxidase 1. Lineage: Eukaryota; Metazoa; Arthropoda; Insecta; Hymenoptera; Braconidae. Bases 117 to 1217 code for a protein of 366 amino acids. The record is from RefSeq and is a predicted model, not a curated record. Gene Ontology annotation, molecular function: FMN binding; oxidoreductase activity. The transcript is spliced from 7 exons.